Messenger RNA from Zeugodacus cucurbitae (melon fly), 3834 nucleotides. RefSeq lists its product as uncharacterized. The transcript has 4 exons. NCBI's taxonomy places the organism in Eukaryota, Metazoa, Arthropoda, Insecta, Diptera, Tephritidae. The record is from RefSeq and is a predicted model, not a curated record. The coding region runs from base 710 to 1552 and encodes 280 amino acids.
GUUUUGUGCGUGAGCUCACAACUCAGUUGGCUUUUGGCCAUUAGCACGAACGGUAGUGAUCGCGUACAAAUCGAAAACUCACACACAGCUCCGAUCAGCUCAGCUCAACACAGUGUUUAGUCAACAAGCGCCGCAAAGUAGCCAGAAGAGGCCAGUUAGACCAUUGUGCGCUACUUAAACUAAGAAAAGGAAAGUGUAGUACGGAAACGCCUGCGGGGAUAUUAUUGUGGCAGCAAUCACCUGGACGCCCAACAGCAGCUGCUUUUAGCCGCCGUUCAUUUGUGAGCCCACUUAUCUGGGCACUUUUAAUUAGCAUAGACUCGCUGGCUGUUUUGCGCAUGCGCAGCGCAUAAAAGCAGUCAAUCACUGGCCAAAACAUCGAUCGCUUAUCGAAAGCGAAAGUUUGCUCGCGUUCAACAAGUGCACAAGUGGGCGCUGGUCACUCUUGUUUUUUGAACUCUCUGUUGUGUUUUGUUUUUCUUUUUUUUUGUGAAAUUUAUUUGCAAUUAAAUUGCGUUGAACUACGGUUAAUGCCAAAAUAACUACGUGUACGCGUGUAAAAUAUGUGUUAAGCGUGAAAUUGAUUCGCAAAUUGUGCAGUAAAAAGCCAAAAUAAAAACUAAAAAUCGUAAAAGUGAAAUUCAGAGUUAAAAAAGAAAUUAUUCAAAAACUAAAAAUAAAAUUGUGUCUGAAAUACUUGACCGCCAAAAUGCCUUCAACAGCGCAUCCUCGCUUCAUCUUCUAUCUGCUCUGCGCCGCAUCGCUGCUCGCCGUUGUACGCUCCGAUCCCACCGGCAGUAAGACUCAUACAUAUCUCAUGUCGUAUUUUUAUUAUUUACUAAUGAAUUUCGUCAAUCCCUAUGCGAUGACGCUGUUUUAUCGUUUUGUAAAUAUUUGUCGCUAUGAAGACUCCAAUGAAGAUAUUGCCUACGAAGCAGCCAAGCAAUUGGGCCAAUUAAACUAUCGUCUCAACCAGCUGGCUUUCGAGGAGCAGUCCCGGCAGAUAUCCUUGCCAAAUAUUACGAUUAAUAAUCUAGUAAGCCGCAUUCCAUGCACCUGUGACAAGGGUAUAUGCAAAUGCUGUGCUGGAUUCCUCUCUGUAAUCGGCUUGAAUAGCUGUACGGAGGUCGUAUAUCGACCAGAAGAAUUCUCUUUCGAGUUGCGCAUGCGUGUUAACAAUAAUGUGUGGUUCAAGCGCAAAGUCUCCGGUCAGAACCCACCGCCAUUCUGCUUCCGUCCGCCACGUUUCAACUUUGCGCGAGCUUGCAUACAGUUCCAUGAUAUCUGGUUUGUGGGUCGCAAUAUGCAUGUCUGCAUGUAUUUGUCGGGCUCAUUUCAAGGUUACGAACUAUUCGAGCGCAACUUCGAUUGUCUGCUCUUCGGCGAUAAGGGUGUGAAAAUUGUUAAACCUGAAGAUGGUUACCCGGUGCAUCCCACAGACGUGGAUAUUGAUGAUGGCGAUGAUGAUAUCGAGGAAUAUGAUGAGAAUGUUGUGCGCAGAAGAAGACACGUGCGCCUGACUAAAGUUAUACGCUCGAAAGUUCAGCCCUAAUCCGCAGACAUAAUUAUAUGCCAUUCUUUAUGACUGAUAAACUUAUCUUAAAUUAUCUAUUAUUUUAUAUCUAAUUAAUUAGCUUUACGACUAAAUUAUUUUACACUACAACACCACAAGCACGAAACGCAUGUUUUUUCCAAGCUUUCAUAUACUACAAUACAUAUACAUUACAACAUAUACAGUACAACAAUCGACCGUUUUCAGCUGGUAAAAAAGUUCUGCGAACCCGAAGAGUGAAAACAAUCUAUAUAGAAACAACUUUAAUUUUAUAAAUUCGGAUCUUUAUAUCAUUAAAUGCCUAGAGCAACCAAUUCCAUAAAGUAUACAUAUCACAAACGCAUUCAUAACUAUUACGUUAGAACUAUAGUUCUCUGAGAAAGAUCUUCAUCAACAAAAUUGUCAACCAACCUUAUGAUUUAAAACUUACCGAUCCCAAUAAGUUGAGAUCACAUAACAAUGGAAUUGACCACAAAAAUUCCAGCUAAGGUAGAACAGGACUAUCACAUAUAUUGUAUGCGAUACUGUCAGCAUUUGACAGGUCAGGUUUGGAAUGUAAAAUUUAAAAGCCAUUUACAGAGAAUCAAUAAAAAUUUGCUUACAUCCUCCUACAGUGGAUAGCGUUCUGACUACCAACACUGCCAACCACCAUCUAUUGUAAAAAUUGAGCUCAAGUAGUUCAUAGACAAACAGCAAAAUGAAAAUGAAGUAGGGAUAUAUUCUGGAUUGACUGAUAAGAGCGGAUUGGCUCAGUUCACUAUAGAUUUUACUCUUUCAAAAGAUCACUUUUUUGGGUUCUUCUAAGUAAAAAUUAAAGAUAUUUCAUUAAAGUGAGACCUUCUAUGUGAGUGAGUAGCUAGGUCUGUCAGUUGGUUUCCAGAUUCUUGCAGAGAUCUCCUUCAAGAACUCAUUUUCGAUUUAUGAUUUCUCUUCCUUAAAUAUUGAUAUAAAAAUUUAUUUGUGGUGCUAAUUUUAAAUGUUUCCAAGUUCUCAUCCACUGAGACCGACUGAGAUUGAAACAGCGCAGUAUUAUACCUUUAGUAACGGGUCGCAUUCUCCACUGAACAAAUUUAUCGCUUCGUCGAUAUAUGUAUAAGGGUCUUAUCUUCGAUACUUAGGAGUUGUUGUAUUAUUGUCAAACAAGACUAACGGUCCAGCUGUCCAAACGGGAUCCGUGACCUCAGAUCUGAAACCUGCAUGACUUUGGGAGGAUAGUCAUGCGAUAUCAAAGACAUGGAAACUCAUAAAUUUAAAUUUUAUCAUUCAAAUUAGUCCUUUGUUAAUUUGUCUAGAGUGAAAGGUUUCACAAAAAGUUAGGAAAAAAGAUGAAAAAAUCGCCUCGAAAGAAUCGUAGGUUGGUUGGUUAGAUCGAUAUAGUAUGUGAUGUAUGUGAUUGGCGUUGAACCGUUAAGCCGGUUAUAGCGCGCCACUCCACUCUUUCCUUCGCAGUUCGACGCCAGUUGGAGAUUUCAAGUGUAACCAGGUCGCUCUCCACCUGGUCCCUCCAACGGAGUAGAGGAUUUCCCCUUCCUCGGCUUCCUCCGGCGGAUACUGCAUCGAACACUUUCAGAGCUGCAGUGUUUUCGUCCAUUCGGACAACAUGACCUAGCCAGCGUAGCCGAUGUCUUUUUAUUCGCUGAAUUAUGUCAAUGUCGUCGUAUAACUCGUACAACUCAUCGUUCCAUCGUCUGCGGUAUUCGCCGUUGUCAAUGUUCUAAGGACCAUACUCAGUCCAAAGUAGCACCUGUUGGCAAGAGUGAUUCUGUGCUGGAUUUCGAGGCUGACAUUUUUGGUGUUGUUGAUACUGUAUCCCAGGUAUAUCGAAGUUAUGACUGUCAACAGUGACGUGAGAGGCAAGACGCGAAUGCGCCGACUGUUUGCUUGAUAACAGGACAGAUUGAUAUAGUACAGACCCUAAAUGUAUGCUACGCUUAUUUAAACACAAACAUCAUAAAGUGAAAUUUUUAGGGAUGGAUAAAUAUAUUUUUGAUAUGAGUAGAGUCAGAGUUGACUCCCUAUGGAUUUCUAAUGCAAAGUAAAAUUAAAUUAUAUGCAGUUUUUGGUUAAAUAUGGUGUUGUGUCUAAACUUUGUUCGAAUUGGAACACAUUUUUAUCAGCUUUAAACUUUAUUAGUAACCUUAAACAAUAUUUAAUUUAUUUCAUUGAUAUAUUACUGUUACAUAUACAUACUUAUAUGAAUAUACUUAUAUAUAAACUAUCUAUAUUUCCUUAAACUUAGUCUAGUAAUAAGCUUACUACACAGACUCAACAAAUACAUUAUU